AUUACAUUUAUAUGCUUAUACUUUGAGGAAGCUUCGUGGAAGUUGCAAUGGCUACUGCUAGCACACUCCCAUUUAACCCCUCUACCUUCCUCCCUCUUUCCAUCCAAACCCCAUUUCUUCUUCUUCUUCCUUUCUUUCUCUCUCCACUUCCUCUCUCUUCCAAUCCUUCUCAUUAUGAAGCUCCCCAAAUCCCUCAAGCUCAGCCCGAAACGCCUUUUUGGGUCCAAAAAGAACCGCCCCGACUUGUCCCGCCAUGACCCACUUUCAUUCGGAUCCUCCACCUCGUCUUCCUCGAGUUCCGACUCGUCCGCGUCACUUAAAAAGCCCGGUUCCGGGACCGAAUUCGCAAAUAUCGGGACACCCAAAAGCGUUUUACCCCAAGUAUCGGGCGACUGGGGCGAGAUUUCGGCCGAAAAGCAGUUGGAACUCGUUCAGGCGUUUAAGCUCAUGGACCGAGACAACGACGGCAUGGUUUCCCGAAAAGAACUCGAGGCUCUUCUGAGUCGACUCGGGGCCGAGCCCUUGAGUCAAGAAGAGGUGACCAUGAUGUUGAGCGACGUGGACGGCGAGGGACACGGCUGCAUCAGCGUCGACGCGUUGCUGACCCGUGUCGGAUCCGAGUGCGGGCCCGCUGGCGACACGGAGCUCCGCGAGACUUUCGAUUUCUUCGACACGGAUCACGACGGAAAAAUAACGGCAGAGGAACUGUUAUCGGUCUUUCAAACGAUUGGUGACGAGCGUUGCACGUUAGAGGAUUGCCGGAGAAUGAUUGACGGCGUUGAUAAGAACGGAGAUGGGUUCGUGUGCUUCGAGGACUUCUCGCGUAUGAUGGAGCUGCAGAGAUGAAUAAUAAAUUUAACGGUUGAUCUUGUUGAUGAUGUGGCUCUUGAUGUUGGAAAAAAAAAAAA
Molecule: messenger RNA, 908 nt
Organism: Quercus lobata
Lineage: Eukaryota; Viridiplantae; Streptophyta; Magnoliopsida; Fagales; Fagaceae
Product: probable calcium-binding protein CML36
Exons: 1
Coding region: 175-846 (223 amino acids)
Molecular function (GO): calcium ion binding
Source: RefSeq, a predicted model, not a curated record